Phodopus roborovskii (desert hamster) is the source of this 690-nucleotide messenger RNA. Its product is annotated as low-density lipoprotein receptor-related protein 1B-like. Gene Ontology annotation, molecular function: protein binding. The record is from RefSeq and is a predicted model, not a curated record. Bases 1 to 690 code for a protein of 229 amino acids. The transcript is spliced from 6 exons. NCBI's taxonomy places the organism in Eukaryota, Metazoa, Chordata, Mammalia, Rodentia, Cricetidae.
AUGUCUGAACACCUGUUGGCAUUGAAUAAUACAGAUUGUACACAUUUUUAUAAACUUGGAGUAAAAUCCACAGGAUUCAUAAGAUGUAACUCUACCUCACUGUGUGUUUUGCCAAGCUGGAUAUGUGAUGGGUCUAAUGACUGUGGAGACUAUUCAGAUGAAUUGAAGUGCCCAGUUCAAAACAAACACAAAUGUGAAGAGAAUUAUUUUGGUUGUCCUAGUGGAAGAUGCAUUUUGAAUACCUGGGUGUGUGAUGGUCAGAAGGACUGUGAGGAUGGGAUGGAUGAGCUACACUGUGAUUCUUCUUGUUCUUGGAACCAAUUUGCUUGUUCUAUACAAAAAUGCAUCUCUAAACACUGGAUCUGUGAUGGGGAGGAUGACUGUGGAGACAGCCUAGAUGAAAGUGACAGCAUUUGUGGUGCUGUCACUUGUGCUUCUGAUAUGUUCAGCUGCCAGGCCUCCCAUGCCUGCGUGCCCAAACAUUGGCUGUGUGAUGGUGAGAGAGACUGUCCGGAUGGGAGUGAUGAGCUCUAUACUGCAGGCUGUGCACCCAAUAAUACAUGUGAUGAAAAUGCUUUCAUGUGCCACAAUAACGUCUGCAUUCCCAAGCAGUUUGUUUGUGACCAUGAUGAUGAUUGUGGAGAUGGCUCAGAUGAGUUCCAGCAAUGUGGUGAGUAUGAGGUUUUGUAG